Anoplopoma fimbria (sablefish) is the source of this 1137-nucleotide messenger RNA. It is a transcript of the gene irgq2, whose product is annotated as immunity-related GTPase family, q2. The transcript has a single exon. Gene Ontology annotation, molecular function: GTP binding. The record is from RefSeq and is a predicted model, not a curated record. Bases 1 to 1137 code for a protein of 378 amino acids. NCBI's taxonomy places the organism in Eukaryota, Metazoa, Chordata, Actinopteri, Perciformes, Anoplopomatidae. Gene Ontology annotation, cellular component: membrane.
AUGGCCGAUGUUUUCAGAAGCCUGAACCUCCUUGAGACCCUCAAAGAGUCCAUAGAGCACAAUAAGCUAUCAGAUGUCAAGGAUGCAGUGGAAGAUCUCCUGAUCAGCAGAAUCAACUUGGCUGUGAUAGGGGACCGUGGGGAGGAGAAAGCCACCUUCAUAAAUUCCCUACUUGGCCUCAGUUUUGGGGACGAUGGAGCAGCUCCGUCUCAAUCCCCCGUUGCCCCGGAGGAGAUGGCAGGCUACCCAAGCCCUAAACACCCUGACUUUCGCCUGUGGGAUCUGCCACCCGUCCCGUCCACCUCUCCAUUUGAACCCGAGGGAUACAUGGAUAAAGUCAAGUUCGCCCGCUACAAUGCCGUCUUCAUGACAUUCAACCAGGCACCCCAACCCAACAGUGUGGAGGUGUUCCUCGAGGCCCGGUCACAACAGCGACAAACAGUGUACUUCGUUCUCUUUGCACAAGGCACUGAAAAAAACCUAGAAGAGAAGAGGAAAGCCAGUUUAGAAUUGCUGACAUCACACGGUGUGGCACUGCCUAAAGUCUACCUGGUGCGACCCUCCGCCUUGGAGAAGUUUGACUUCCCCGGCCUGUUGGAGGACAUGGGACGAGACCUUCCAGAGAUCCGAGCCCACGCACUUCUCUUGGCUCUCCCGACGCUUACCCCCACCCUGGUCGCUCAGAAAAAGGAGGCAUUCAAAGCACUAGUAUGGGCUGCUGCCUCGCUAUCUGGUGGGGUGUCAGCCAUCCCCGUUCCCUUUGUGGCCUCCAUGGUGGACUCAAGUGUUGCAAUGCGGAUUCUGAGCAAAGCACAAUUAUCGCUGUGCCUGGACGAUGAAUCGGUCGAGCGACUGGCCCGACAGCGAGGAAUAGAACCCACGGGACUUAAAGUGCUGCGGACCUGUGUGCUGUCAGUGGAGGUCACUAAAGGGGAAGUGAAAAAGCGUCUUGCGGCGGCAGAAAAGGACUUGGCCACGGUUUCGUCGACGCUGGUGGAGAUGGCGAUGCCCAGACAUGCCCGUUCAGCCAGCCGCUCCUUCGCUGCCAUGUUGCAAGCUUUAAACGUUGCCAUCGACGAAAUGGCAGCCGACGCUGAGAAGAUUGCGGCUGCUGCUGCUCUUGGGGAGGGGAAGUGA